Phytophthora sojae is the source of this 667-nucleotide messenger RNA. RefSeq lists its product as hypothetical. NCBI's taxonomy places the organism in Eukaryota, Oomycota, Peronosporomycetes, Peronosporales, Peronosporaceae. The transcript has a single exon. The record is from RefSeq and is a predicted model, not a curated record. Bases 109 to 525 code for a protein of 138 amino acids.
UCGACACGAGCGCGGCUAUCUUCCGACCUUCAUCGCGGAGAUCGCGUCGAGGCGACGACGCCCUGAGACGAGCAAGCCCGGCCUCCUCUACCAGUCCACCACCGGCCCAUGGCGUCGGACCAAGCGCGUGACCCAGCGAGGCGCGCUCCGCCGAUCCGAGCGCACUCGGACUCGUCCGAGUCGUCCAGCGCACAGCGGAGGCGCGCGCGCCUCGGCAGUGCCCGACUCACCGCCACGCCGUCGCCGUUCCACAACCUGCUGACGGCCCGUCAGCGCCGACGCACGUUCAGCGGCACGUCGGGCGAGUUCAACGAGCUGCUGAACCUGGAGAGCAGCACCGCCAAGUCCGUCGAGGUGUUCCGCGGCGAGGCCCGCGGCAUCCUGCACGGCAUCUUCUUCGUGCUGCUGCUGCGCUUCGUGCUGGCGCUCGUGGUCACAGUGGGCACGCUAGGAGUGGCCGCUGUGCUGAUCCUCAUGGUCAAAGAGCCCGGCGCGUCCUUCACGAGCUACUUGCUCUUCUACUAGUGAGUAGGAGGCGCGGAAAGCUUGACGGGUGGCAGUAUUUAUUCGAGAACCGCUUCGGUGUCUCAAGGCUCAACUGCGUGGGCAGAGCGGGGUAGCUACGAUCUUUUGUUAAUAAAGCAAUUCGGCUGCUUUGAUGGGUUUC